Messenger RNA from [Torrubiella] hemipterigena, 1623 nucleotides. Lineage: Eukaryota; Fungi; Ascomycota; Sordariomycetes; Hypocreales; Clavicipitaceae. The record is from the annotation of a GenBank genome assembly.
AUGCGUUUGCUUCUCCUUGCUGCAGCGCUGGCCUUUACAGCCAACGCCUACCACCGACCAAGCAGCCCGGCCCGUGAUGCCUUCCGCGCAGCCGACCCAGGCAAUACCACACAAGGCCUAGGCACUCUUGGACACUUUGACCAGCUAAUUGACCACUCCAAUCCAUCUCUUGGCACCUUCAAGCAGCGCUACUGGUGGAACAUUGAUCACUACGGCGGCCCACACUCGCCCAUCAUGCUCGAGUCCCCUGGUGAAUUCCCAAAGCCAUAUGGCCAAAUAGACGGCAUGGAUAACCACACGCUACCUGGUCUACUUGCGCAAGACAACGCCGCGGCAUACAUCACCAUUGAGCACCGCUACUAUGGCGACAGCAUGCCCUUCGGAAACAAGACGCUCAACGCCGAGACCCUGCAGCAAAUGACUCUUGAUAAUGCCAUCCAGGACCUUGUAUACUUUGCAAAGAAUGUGGUCUUCCCUUUUGACAAGACAAACGGCACUGCUACGAAACCUGACCAGGCGCCUUGGCUACUGGCCGGCUGCUCGUAUGCUGGUGCCCUUGCUGCUUGGACACAGGCUCUUGCACCAGGGACCUUUUGGGCGUACGAGGCCGGUAGUGCGGUCGUUGAGACGCGGGAGCAGUUCUGGGAAUACUAUGUGCCGAUUAAGAAUGCCAUGCCGCCAAACUGCUCUGCUGAUUUCCAGCGCGUUGUCAAGCAUGUCGACGAUGUCCUGCUGCAUGGCACCGAGACGUACAAGGCCGCUCUUAAGAGACGGUUUAGCGCGGACGGCGCCUCUGACCAGGAUUUUGUCACUGGUUUCGUCUUGGGCCCGCUGUCGGCUCAGCAGAAUCAGCAGGUGUCUAGCAAGACUAGUGCUUUGACUUUUCUAUGUGAUUACCUGGAGAACCAACAACCAGAACAUUAUGUGCCCAUGCCCGGCUCUGACGGUGUUGGUCUCGACCGAGCACUCGAUGGCUUCCAAAGGCUGUAUGGCGGACACCCGCCUGGCGACAACCUCACCAGCUCAAGCCUCGAUAGUCGUGUGAAGGAGCUGCUGCCGUCUACCGAGUUUAUUGCUAGGUAUAGGAACCCGUUUGACUGGAUGCUUUGCAACGAGCCAUUUGAGUGGUGGCAGUCAUGGAGCCGCCUUGACACUACGGGCUUUCUCUCCAAGCUUUGGACAUGGCAGGAUGACAUUGCGUCUCGAUGCGAGGGCCAGUAUCCCGACACCAACGGGUUCCAGUACGGCCUCAAGAAGGGCCACACGUACCACGAGGUGAACAAGCGCACCGGCGGCUGGCGCAACGUCAACACUACUCGGCUUGUCUGGAUCAAUGGCGAGUUUGACCCGUGGAAAGCGGCUACUGUUUCGUGGGAUGGGCGUCCUGGGGGUGCUCUGCAGAGCACACCCGAGGUUCCCGUGUACGUUUUCAAGAAUGCUGGGCACUGCAACGACUAUAUUACCGCAAACGCGGAUACUGUAGAGGGCAAGCACAUCUUUGAUGCUACUCGCGGGCACUUUCGCCAGUGGGUUGCCGAGUUUUACAAGGAGCAUCCGCAUGCUGCCCUGUAGUAACUUGGACGAAGUUAAAUACUGUGUGUACUCUUUCCAGUACAAACCCCG